AUGUGCCUGGCCUCUGGUUGUUCGGGGCUAAAAACAAAAGGGUUCUUCCCUCAAUCUGCAAUGCGGUUUCCAAACCUCACACUCAAGGACGACGACUCUGCAACAACCGAGAUUAUCAGAGAACAUGUGGAGACGGUCAAGUCCAUGCUGUCUUCUAUGGAGGAUGGGGAGAUCAGCGUAUCAGCCUAUGACACCGCCUGGGUUUCUUUGGUUGAAGACGUCAAUGGAACUGGUUCACCUCAGUUCCCUUCCAGCCUCGAAUGGAUUGCCAACAACCAACUCGAAGAUGGUUCUUGGGGCUACGAGGACAUCUACAACGCACACGAUCGGAUGAUCAGCACCCUCGCCUGCGUCGUCGCUUUGAAGUCGUGGAAUCUCCACCCCGACAAGUGCGAGAAAGGAAUUAAGUUUUUCAAGGAAAACCUACACAAGCUGGAAGACGAGAAUAUCGAACACAUGCCUAUUGGGUUCGAAGUUGCCUUUCCUUCUGUUCUGGAAAUAGCUCGGAGCUUAAAGCUUGACGUGCCUGAUGACUCUCCUGUGUUGCAUAAGAUCUAUGCCUGCAGAAACCUAAAAUUAACCAAGAUACCCAAAGACAUAUUGCACAAUGUUCCCACAACGCUUCUUCAUAGCAUGGAAGGCAUGGCUGGUCUCGACUGGGAAAAGCUUUUUAAACUCCAAUGUCAAGACGGUUCGUUUUUGUUCUCUCCGGCAUCCACUGCCUACGCGCUUCAGCAGACCAAGGACCAAAAAUGCAUGUCCUAUCUGUCCAGAGCAGUUCGCAAGUUUAAUGGAGGAGUCCCUAAUGUUUACCCAGUCGACUUGUUCGAACACAUGUGGGCUGUGGAUCGCUUGCAGAGGUUAGGAUUGUACAGAUACUUCAAGCCGGAGAUUAAGGAGUGUAUGAACUACGUAGCCAAGUUCUGGACUGAGAAAGGGAUUUGCUGGGCGAGGAACUCAGAGGUUCAAGAUAUCGAUGACACAGCGAUGGGAUUCAGACUGCUCCGGUUGCAUGGGCACAAAGUGUCAUCUGAUGUGUUUAAGCAUUUUAAGAAAGGGGACGAGUUUUUCUGCUUUGCGGGACAAUCGAACCAGGCGGUGACCGGAAUGUACAACUUGUACAGGGCAAGUCAGGUGGCGCUGCCAGGAGAGAAGACCCUCUAUGAGGCUAAGGAGUUCUCGACAAAGUUUCUUAGGGAGAAGCAAGCUUCAAAUGAGCUUCUAGACAAGUGGAUCAUAAUGAAGGACUUGCCCGGAGAGGUAGAAUAUGCGCUUGAUGUUCCAUGGUACGCGAGUUUACCUCGACUUGAGACUAAAGUCUAUAUCGAACAAUAUGGUGGUGGAGAUGACGUGUGGAUUGGCAAGAGUCUCUACAGUAUGCCCUACGUUAACAAUAAUGUGUAUCUUGAGCUGGCAAAGUUAGACUUCAACAAUUGCCAAGCACUACAUCUCAGUGAAUGGGAUAACCUUCAAAAGUGGUACGGAGAAUGGAAACUUGGAGGCUAUGGACUAAGCAAAAAAAGUCUCCUCAUGGCUUAUUUUGUUGCAGCAGCGAGUAUUUUUGAACCUGAAAGAGCAAAUGAGCGACUCGCAUGGGCUAAGACAACUUCCUUGGUUGACACGAUUGAGUCUUAUUUUAAGGGCGAAACUUCUCAUGAAGAUAAGAAGGCUUUUGUUGAUGAGUUCAAAAACCUUUCAAAUAUGCGAGAGAGGUCGAAUAAGAUUGCUGGGCAAGGAAUUCUAGGGGCAUUGUUGGCGACGCUAAGCCAACUCUCAUUGGGCACAAUGGUGUUACAUGGCCAAGACAUUAUUCAAUGUCUACGUCAAAGUUGGGUAAAAUGGCUCCUGAAGUGGCUAGAGAGAGGUGGAAUGUACCAAGAUGAAGCUGAGCUGCUAGUAGAAACGAUAAAUCAAACCGCUGGCCUUUCACCAACUCAGGGGUUGUUCUCUAAUAAUCCAGAAUAUGAGCAUAUUUUUAGCUUGACUAACAAAGUUUGCAAUCAACUUCGUUCUUGCCAAAAACAAAAGCACAAGGUAAAUGAUGAUGGCAGCUACAAAUCAAAAAUGAGCAUGACAACCCAAGCAAUUGAAUCAGAUAUGCAGCAACUUGUAGAAUUGAUGCUAAAAUCUCCAGAUGGCAUAGAAUCCUUGCUUAAGCAAAGUUUUUUCACGGUAGCGAGGAGCUUUUACUAUUUAAACUACUGUGACCCUGAGAUCAUCAGCCAUCACAUUGACAAAGUACUAUUCGAGAGAGCAAUUUGAUGAAUGUGUAAAAUAUUAGGUUAUUGUAGAUGUUUUAUCUUUUCUCUCUCUCACCCCCUCCCUCCUCCCCUUUUA
Fragaria vesca subsp. vesca is the source of this 2337-nucleotide messenger RNA. Its product is annotated as ent-copalyl diphosphate synthase, chloroplastic-like. The record is from RefSeq and is a predicted model, not a curated record. The coding region runs from base 1 to 2262 and encodes 753 amino acids. Gene Ontology annotation, molecular function: terpene synthase activity; magnesium ion binding. The transcript has 14 exons. Lineage: Eukaryota; Viridiplantae; Streptophyta; Magnoliopsida; Rosales; Rosaceae. Gene Ontology annotation, cellular component: chloroplast. Gene Ontology annotation, biological process: gibberellin biosynthetic process.